Glycine soja is the source of this 1496-nucleotide messenger RNA. RefSeq names its product glucan endo-1,3-beta-glucosidase-like. The transcript has 2 exons. The coding region runs from base 239 to 1276 and encodes 345 amino acids. Gene Ontology annotation, biological process: carbohydrate metabolic process. The record is from RefSeq and is a predicted model, not a curated record. Gene Ontology annotation, molecular function: hydrolase activity, hydrolyzing O-glycosyl compounds. Gene Ontology annotation, cellular component: plasma membrane. NCBI's taxonomy places the organism in Eukaryota, Viridiplantae, Streptophyta, Magnoliopsida, Fabales, Fabaceae.
AUCGGCGACUCGGCAUUGUUAUAUAUAUACGUAUAUCUUAAGGUUUAUUUUUCCAUGGAGUAAUCCAAAGUCCUGCCUACUGUUCACUCUGCCAAUAUAAAUAGGUGUUAGGUAGUAAUUCUGAAGCAAAAUAUACGUAUGAUCAGUUAGUGUUGAAGAGUUUAGUUGAUAAUAGUGGUUGGAUCUUCUGCAUAAUCAAUCAAUAUUCAAUAAGAUCUUCUCAAGAGGCAACACCGCCAUGUCUGUCAUAUUGCUGCUUCUUGGAAUAUUAUCUUCCACUGGAGUAGUAGAAUUUACAGGGGCACAAUUCCAAUCCGUGGGUGUGUGUUAUGGAGGAAAAGGAAACAACCUACCAAAAAUGCAAGCAGUGGUGGAUUUAUACAAAUCAAACCGAAUUGACAAAAUCCGUUUAUACCAUCCAGACGAAGGAGCCCUUCAAGCCCUCAGAGGUUCAAACAUAGAGGUGAUCCUCGGUGUCCCUAAUGACCAACUUCAAUCUCUCAUCAAUGUUGCAAAUGCCACAAAUUGGGUCAACAAGUACGUGAAAGCAUACUCACAAAACGUGAAAUUCAAGUACAUUGCAGUUGGUAACGAAAUUCACCCUGGUGACUCUUUAGCAGGGUCUGUACUUCCAGCACUUGAAAACAUUCAGAACGCAAUUUCUGCCGCCAAUUUACAAUGCCAAGUCAAGGUGUCAACAGCAAUAGACACCACUUUACUUGGCUACUCUUACCCACCAAACGAUGGCGUUUUCAGCAGUAGUGCAAGUUCAUACAUAAGACCAAUUGUAAACUUUUUAGCAAGAAAUGGAGCUCCACUUCUCGCAAACGUGUACCCUUACUUCGCCUAUGUUAACAACCCACAAAACAUUGCUCUUGACUAUGCCUUGUUUACUAAACAAGGUAACAACGUGGUUGGGUACCAAAACCUGUUUGAUGCAAUGUUGGAUUCUGUGUAUGCUGCUCUGGAGAAAGUGGGGGCACCCAAUGUGACGGUUGUUGUGUCUGAGAGUGGGUGGCCAUCUGAAGGUGGAGCAGUAGCAGCCACUGUUCAAAACGCAGGAACCUAUUACCGCAACUUGAUUAGCCAUGCCAAGGGUGGAACCCCAAAGAGGCCUAAUGGUCCCAUAGAGAUUUAUCUCUAUGCCAUGUUUGAUGAAAACCAGAAGCAGGGUCAAGAAAUUCAGCAACACUUCGGUCUCUUCAGACUUGACAAAUCACCUGUGCCGACUUUCGAAAUUAUGAGGCCCAACCCCAAAUUUAAGCUUAAUUUUUAAUUUAAUAUAAUUUCUUCAUUUUAUUUUGAGUUAAAUAUGAAAAAUUUGGUCCUCUAAAAUAUUAAUUUUAGUUCCCUUAAAAUAAUUUGAUUCCUGAAAAUUUCAAAAUUCCCUAUUUUAUUUAACACCAUUGCUUUUUCCUGUUGAAGGUUUACAUUAGUAGUUUCAAUGUGUCGUAGUUGUUUCAACCUUAACAUUUUUAUUUCAAACAUUAACAUUC